Schizosaccharomyces cryophilus OY26 is the source of this 1639-nucleotide messenger RNA. RefSeq names its product pig-P subunit. NCBI's taxonomy places the organism in Eukaryota, Fungi, Ascomycota, Schizosaccharomycetes, Schizosaccharomycetales, Schizosaccharomycetaceae. The transcript has a single exon. The record is from RefSeq and is a predicted model, not a curated record. The coding region runs from base 18 to 614 and encodes 198 amino acids.
UAUAAACAUAUGUCUGAAUGGCGGGGAAUCAGUACUCUUCGCCAUCAGAAGGACUUCACAUGACUGUGGAUGAUGAUUUUAAUGACAGUCGCUCAAAUACAGUGUUCGAUCCACCAUUCUAUGGACAUCCCAUGCUGAUUCCGCCGUCUCCUUCAUUGACUACAAUGCUACGUGCACGGUCUACGACACCUGAAGGAGACGAAAUUGACGUCUCUGAAAUGGAUCAGCAAGAUUGGGACAUUAUGGUUAAGGUCCCUACUUAUGAGUACUAUGGGUUUGUUUUGUACUUGGUGUCAAUGGUUGCUUUUGGCCUCUUCGUCUUUUGGUCGAUCCUUCCAUCUUCUGUGUUAAAUUACCUGGAAAUCCAUUCCUAUCUUUCCCGCUGGUGGGCACUCGCCAUUCCAAGUUGGAUAUUGGUGCUGGUCAUAUAUAUCCAUGUUGCUUUGAGUGCUUACAACACCGAGGUGCUGACAAGACCGCUUAAUAGCUUAGAAUGUUUAGUAGAUCAGUAUGCCCUAGUUGGAGAAGAGGAUGGAGCGGCUUGUGGUCGUGUUGUCGACCUUCGCCUAUGCGAUGUAAAUCGUCAACGAUACGAAGCGGCAAACGCGAAGUAAAGAUUCCUACAGGAAACCAAAUUGCAUUUUUUUCGGUAAUUUCUUUUUUUCUACUAUCCCCUAAUGACCAAUUAUUUCAUGAAAUAUUUACAAAGGUGCUGGACGAAUCGUGGGCUGUCAACUCAAUAAUUUAUUCGUAGGAAGCUAGGUUUUCAUUUUUUAAUAUUCGUACUAUUUCCUUUAUACAUAUAUUCAUCAGAUGGACAAGUAGAAACUAAUGGUCUUGCUCCAAAGUGGAUAAUUCCUUUGACAAACUUCAUCAAAGGCAUUCAUUAAUAGAUAUAGAUAGUCCAGAACGUUGGAAGAUAAGAGUUUAGUAACAACGAAAAAAAAGAAAAAAGUAAUUAUAUCACUUCUAGUAAACAACGAAUCUACUCCCAAUCGUCGUCAUCAUCAUCUUCAGGAUUAUUCUUAUUAGGCUUCGUGUUCUUUUUGUCCGUGUUCGGAGUCUCUUGGUCUUCUUUUUCACUAGGAUGCUCAGAAGAAGGGUCCAACUCAGUGCUCUUCUUUGCCUUUCCCUCGGAAACAAGCUCGUUUUUGGUAUCUUCUGAAACAUCCCCAUGUCUUUCGCUUGUAUGCUUAGUAUUUUUGUCUUCUUCACCAUCACUUUUUUCAUCAUCCCAACUAAAGAUUUCUUCUUCUUCAUUAUGAAUAGAACUCAUAGAUUUCGUUGGUCGGAUUUCUUCUUUGUACCAAAAAAACCGUUUCCAAAAUGCAUCGUAAGAAACUUGAGACGGCACUAAUGUUUCCAUCUGAUUACGCAAACUUGAAUACGUUUGAAGAAGAUCUGAAAUCUCAUCUGUCUUAUCGUCAAUGGAAACACCUUUUUCCCAGUCUUCGUAGGCUUCAUCAGACACAGGCUUUCGAAAAAGGUCUGUGUUUUCAAUAAGUUGCAGGAUUUGUUUUUCCUGGCGGCUUAGGCUAAGAAAGGUUAGCACUACUGUAUUUGAAUAAAUUAAUGUAAUAAUUGAGAUUUCCAUCCCCAUUAUGAAAGAUGGUUUUUGAGCCACAGACCAGCAAACGCC